AUGCUCCAGAUGUUCUGGGCUGCUGAAAGGUCAGGACUGGCCGGGUGCGUUCACUCAGUUGAGUGGGUAAAGCGAACAUGUUUGGGACGCGGCCCGCCUUAGGAGGCUGGAACAGGGCGUUUCCGCGCUGAAGGGGACGCGGCCCGUCUGGUUCCUGUCUCGGUCAUAUGUCGGGGCUCCUGGUGCUCGCAGCGGCGCUUCGCGGUUCUACAGACAGAGUUCAGAGUUCGAGCAGCGGGUUGUCCGGGUCAGCUGAAGCCCCCCAGCAGCGGAGAGGAUGCCGGCGGUGUCUAAAGGGGACGGGAUGCGCGGACUGGCCGUGUUCAUCUCCGACAUCAGGAACUGUAAAAGUAAAGAGGCCGAGAUAAAGAGGAUAAACAAGGAGCUGGCAAACAUCCGCUCCAAAUUUAAAGGAGACAAGGCGUUGGACGGCUACAGUAAAAAGAAGUAUGUCUGCAAGCUGCUCUUCAUCUUCCUUCUGGGCCACGACAUCGACUUCGGGCACAUGGAGGCCGUCAACCUCCUGAGCUCCAACAAGUACACGGAGAAGCAGAUCGGUUACCUGUUCAUCUCAGUGCUGGUCAACUCCAACAGCGACCUGAUCCGCCUCAUCAACAACGCCAUCAAAAACGACCUCGCCAGCCGCAACCCCACCUUCAUGAACCUGGCCCUGCACUGCAUCGCCAACGUGGGCAGCAGAGAGAUGGCGGAGGCGUUCGCCUCGGAGAUUCCCAGAAUCUUAGUGGCCGGGGACACGAUGGACAGCGUGAAGCAGAGCGCAGCUCUGUGUCUGUUACGGCUCAACAGGACGUCGCCCGACCUCGUGCCCAUGGGCGAAUGGACCGCACGGGUCGUCCAUCUGCUGAACGAUCAGCACCUGGGCGUGGUGACGGCAGCCACCAGCCUCAUCACCACUCUGGCCCAGAAGAAUCCGGAUGACUUUAAGACCUCCGUGUCACUGGCGGUGGCCCGGCUCAGCAGGAUCGUGACGUCGGCGUCCAUCGACCUGCAGGACUACACGUACUACUUUGUGGCUGCCCCGUGGCUGUCCGUCAAACUGCUGCGCCUGCUGCAGUGCUACCCUCCUCCAGAGGACGCCGCGCUGAGAAGUCGUCUCACCGAGUGUUUAGAGACCAUCCUCAAUAAAGCCCAGGAACCUCCAAAGUCUAAGAAGGUCCAACACUCCAACGCCAAGAACGCCGUUCUGUUUGAAGCCAUCGCCCUCAUCAUCCACCAUGACAGGCAGCCCACCCUGUUGGUACGAGCCUGUAACCAGCUGGGCCAGUUCCUCCAGCACAGAGAAACCAACCUCCGUUACCUGGCGUUGGAGAGCAUGUGCACGCUGGCCAGCUCCGAAUUUUCCCACGAGGCCGUGAAGACGCACAUGGAGACUGUGAUCAACGCUCUGAAGACGGAGAGAGAUGUGAGUGUUCGCCAGCGCGCCGUGGAUCUGCUCUACGCCAUGUGCGACCGCAGCAACGCCAAGCAGAUCGUGGCAGAGAUGCUGAGCUACCUGGAGACCGCCGACUACUCCAUCAGAGAGGAGAUAGUGCUCAAAGUGGCCAUCCUGGCGGAGAAGUACGCCGUGGACUACACCUGGUACGUGGACACCAUCCUGAACCUGAUCCGCAUCGCUGGGGACUACGUCAGCGAGGAGGUCUGGUACCGUGUCAUCCAGAUCGUCAUAAACCGAGACGACGUCCAAGGUUACGCCGCCAAGACCGUGUUUGAGGCGCUGCAAGCCCCCGCCUGCCACGAGAACCUGGUGAAGGUGGGCGGGUACAUCCUGGGGGAGUUCGGUAACCUGAUUGCUGGUGACUCGCGCUCCAGCCCUCUGGUCCAGUUCAAUCUCCUUCACUCCAAGUUCCACCUGUGCUCUGUGCCGACUCGGGCGCUGCUGCUGUCGGCGUACAUCAAGUUCAUCAACUUGUUUCCAGAAGUGAAAGCCACCAUCCAGGACGUCCUGCGCUCCGACAGCCAGCUUCGCAACGCAGACGUGGAGCUUCAGCAGAGAGCCGUCGAGUACCUGAGGCUCAGCUGCAUCGCCAGCACCGACAUCCUGGCCACCGUCCUGGAGGAAAUGCCGCCGUUCCCGGAGAGGGAGUCCUCGAUUCUGGCCAAGCUGAAGAAGAAGAAAGGACCCGGAAAACUGCCAGACAUGGACGAUAGUCGCCGCAGCGUCAACGGCAGCACGGAGCACAGCGAGAACACCGACACCACGAACAAGAGCUCCACCCACUCUUUUACGGAUGUCCUGAAUCUAAACUCCGCCCCCUCAUCAGGAGCCAAUCUGCUCAUUGACGUGUUUUCAGAGAGCUCCGCCCCCCCUGCAGCCACAGAGGUAUCAGAGGAGAACUUCCCCAGGUUUGUUUGUAAGAACAACGGCGUGAUCUACGAGAACCAGCUGUUACAGAUCGGGCUGAAGGCUGAGUACCGGCAGAACCUCGGUCGCAUGUACGUGUUCUACGGAAACAAGACGUCCACCCAGUUCCUCAGCUUCUCCUCCUCAGUGAGCAGCAGCGACGCGCUCAAGUCUCAGCUGAACGUCCACUCGAAGGCGGUCGACCCCGUGAUAGAGGGCGGAGCUCAGAUGCAGCAGAUCCUGAACAUCGAGUGUGUGUCAGACUUCAGCGACGCGCCAGUGCUCAACAUCCAGUUCAGGUAUGGUGGGGCCCUGCAGAACAUCGCUGUGAAGCUCCCCGUGAUGCUCAACAAGUUCUUCCAGUCCACAGAGAUGACGUCGCAGGACUUCUUCCAGCGCUGGAAGCAGCUCGGAGCCCCUCAGCAGGAGGUCCAGAAAAUCUUCAAAGCCAAACACCCGAUGGACACCGAGGUCGCCAAGGCCAAGAUUUUAGGUUUCGGCGUCGCUCUGCUGGACGGCGUCGAUCCCAAUCCUGCGAACUUUGUCGGAGCGGGAGUCGUUCACACGAAGACCACUCAGGUGGGCUGCCUGCUCAGACUGGAGCCCAACAUGCAGGCUCAGAUGUACCGCCUCACGCUCCGGACCAGCAGGGACUCGGUGUCUCAGAGACUCUGCGAGCUGCUCUCAGAGCAGUUUUAGACUCUCGCCGCCUCUCACACCUCAGCUCCUGUACAGUGUAAAGUCUUUUUUAUUUUUCUUGCUUUACAUCUGAAUGAAUCCAAAUGUAUUUUUGCACACAGCUUUACUAAUCACACCGCUUUAAUCGUCCCUCACUGUGAGCGCCUCGCUGCAGGUCCUGACUCUGCCGCCGGAGUCUUUCCUUUUAGACAACAAUCCCACCAAUCGCACGCCUUCAAACCAGAAUCGCUCGAUCAGAGGUCGGUGUCGUUUACCUCAGGAGGAAAAGCCGCAGCUUUUCUGUCUUUGGUGUAACAACGACUUCAGAUGCUUGGGGCGGUUCUGCUUUUGCACAUAAAUUUUACACGAUAAUUCAGCAAAGACAAAAAGUCCUCGUAGAACACUAGCUAGGAUCUUCUUAUUGUGCUGGAGGUCAUGAGGUCAUAAGAGCGCGUCUGUUCUUCUUGUGCACCUCUGAACCGGUUGGCUCGAUUUCAGACACCAAACGGGAAUGCUGCUCCUCCAGCCACGGAUCCAAGCUUCCUGUUUGGAGCGAGACUUCCAGGGAGUGAUCUAGGAAUCUGCAGCAGGUGCAGAGGUGAACAAGGAGACGGCUUUAUAGGUUUGAAGGGGACGCUGCCCAAAAGUCAUUAUGAGUUAAAGGUGGCCUUUGACCUCGCCUCGUUCUUACCUCCAGACGGUCGAGUCUGUGAACGUUUGUUACUGAGAACAUAAAGGCCUUACAAAGAGCCUCAAUCACUGCCUCACACACUACGUUUGCCUUAAAGCUUCGAUGAUUCAGAGCACCGCUGCACUCUUCACAUUUCUGUCGCUCAUGUUUGCUGAAUCUCCUGCGUUUGUGUGACGUGUCCUCAUCCUGAUCUGCGACGGCACACGUGACGAGUACAGACCGAGCGCCCAUGCGUGGAAACGGCAGCAGGCUUCAGCCUCACAGACGUCGAUGUGACAGAAAAAAAAACGCAGUUUCUGGUGUUUAUGCCUCACACGGCGCCGUCACCGUUUCGGCUUCAGGUUAAGGAAAAAGUCUUCAUCAUUUUAAAGGAGACCGUCAAACGCCUCACCUGUAGUGCCUUCAAGGUGAACUCUGUUCAGCCUCUUUUACACCUGUGCCUUCAUCAGCUGCUGACUCCGCAGCUCGCCCCCUGCUGUCAGCACACAGUGAGCCAGGUACUCUGAUUACUGAAGCUCUGAUGACUUUGUCUCUGCUGACACAUCAGCCUUUGUGCUAAACAUUAGAGAUGCUGGAGGAACAGCCCUGUACGCAGCAGGAAGCAGCUUGCUGAGCCAGCAGGUGAAGCCUGGCUCGAUGCUCUCCCGGCUGGUGUGAGGGCUGCAGUUUGGCACACGUAUAUAAACCAGAACUGAACUACAACGUGAGUUUGAGCUUUUAGGAGACGAUGAAACGAUGGGAAAAAAUAAAGUCUGAGCGUUGGUCGGCCCAGCAGGAAGCUCUCAGGGUUCUUCCUCGUUACUGCCCAUAGAGAAGUGUUUAAUACCACGGGCUCAGUCGUCACGGCUUCACCUCAGAGCGAGGAAACAAACUUUAAGGUCUGACCUCACGCCGUGGUUUCGAGCUCUCGCCUUCGUAGCUGGGUGUCCUCUCAGUUUCUGUCUUGAAGCUAAUCUGUAGACGAAGUUUUGCGACCCGUUGAAGCUCCGUGUGGCGGCUCAGGCCGAAGCAGCCGCUCGUCGCGUUUCCUGAACUUUACGUCUUUGAAAUCCGUCGUCACUCCUGACGGACGCUCGCGCUCAGUCACGUGUGCCUCGCUGAAGGAUCGCGCGCCAUCGAAGCAGAAGAAACGGCUGCUGAUGUCACUGUGAUGUCAUUUCAACAUCCAAAUGUGUUUUUACAAAUAAACAUAUUUUACAAACUAAUAACCUGAAAUCUGCUGUUUUUAUUCAAAAAGGAAAAAAAGCCUCCUGGUAACUCGAUCUCGCUUCACUUUAAAUAAAAAUAAUAAAAUGUUUUCAGACCUUCAAAAGUGUUUUUAUAAGUGAAGCUAAAACUUCACAGCACUCAUAACUUCCUCAGAUUUGAACAUGAAUAUCUGAUUUUUUUUUCUUACCAUGAAAAUGAAUUGUUUUCUUUUUUAAAUUCUUUUUUUUUUCUUAAUUUUUGUGGCUCUUUGUGACCAAGCAUCUCAUCUUAAUCAGGAUCAGUCAUUUGGGACAGAUGUGUUACUAAUGUUUUGGUACUGACCAGUUAAAAUAAUCAAGUCUGUGAAGUCCCAUUUUUGAGCAAACACUAAUAAAAAAAACUUCACAUAACAACAGACGAAUA
Messenger RNA from Pelmatolapia mariae (spotted tilapia), 5342 nucleotides. Its product is annotated as AP-2 complex subunit alpha-2. Gene Ontology annotation, cellular component: AP-2 adaptor complex; membrane coat. NCBI's taxonomy places the organism in Eukaryota, Metazoa, Chordata, Actinopteri, Cichliformes, Cichlidae. The coding region runs from base 278 to 3061 and encodes 927 amino acids. The transcript has 22 exons. Gene Ontology annotation, molecular function: clathrin-cargo adaptor activity. The record is from RefSeq and is a predicted model, not a curated record. Gene Ontology annotation, biological process: intracellular protein transport; clathrin-dependent endocytosis.